Molecule: messenger RNA, 1092 nt
Organism: Cyphellophora europaea CBS 101466
Lineage: Eukaryota; Fungi; Ascomycota; Eurotiomycetes; Chaetothyriales; Cyphellophoraceae
Exons: 3
Coding region: 1-1092 (363 amino acids)
Source: RefSeq, a predicted model, not a curated record
AUGUCUGUUCCCACGUUGUUGUCGCACUCUUCGUCCGCCGACUCGACUGACUGCAUCUAUCGUCUGGGCUUCGCCGGUCCAGCUCGAAGCCUCGCUGUGCUAUCGGUCAUUGGACCCUCGAUGGCACUGGUUUUCGUCUGCAAUCGAAUAUUCUGGCGACUCAAGGUGCCCGGACGCAUCUGGUACGAUGACUGGGUGAUUCUGUUGGCCAUGGCCUUUCUCCUCGCCCAAUCCGCAGCGGCCCUUGCAGCUGGAAACGCUGGGUACGGUGUCGAAUCAACUGAACUCACAUCUACUGCACUCGAAAGCGCUCUCUAUUAUUUCUGGCAGCUUCAGAUCUACUACAAGCUCACCAUCAACUUAACCAAAGCAUCAAUUAUUUUGCUCUACUAUCGAAUUUUCUCCCCGCGCGUUUUCCGGCAUGUUUGUCUCCUCUUACUCACCAUCAUUCUGGCCUUCAUGACAGCUCUCACGGCGUUCACCAUCUUUCAGUGCUCACCAAUACACAAGAUCUACAAUCGGGACUCUGAGGGGACCUGCCUAUCCGCCUUGACUCUCUGGCGUGUCAAUGCAAUCUACAAUAUCAUUUCAGACAUCAUCAUUAUAAUGGCUCCAUUUCCGGUCAUUCGCUCGCUAGGUCUUCCAACAGCACACUUCAUUGGCAUUGCGCUCAUCCUUUGCUGUGGGCUCUUUGUCAUUCUGACUGCAAUUCUUCGCUACACAACUCUAUCGACUGCAGGCCAUGCCGAUGACCCGACUGCAGGCACGCUUCAUUCGACCGUGUGGACACAAGCUGAGGCGUCGGUCGCAGUAGUCUGUGCAUGCCUCCCAAUGUUACGCGUCCUUCUGCAGCGAUUCUUCCCUUGCCUCCGGAGUGCAACGAGAUCGACGGUCACUUCCGACGAUGGUGCAGAGCUGCGAAGAUAUGAGGAACGCAUUGGCAGCACUGACAGCAAUUUACCCUUGCCACACGUACCACUCCCAGCACCACAUCAGCUGCCGGGAGGAAUACAUACUGCCAAGCUGAGUAGCAGAGGGACUGGUGGGACAAGAGGCUUGAUCAUCUAUCCUCGCUCAGCAGCAGUCCAUUGA